GGACCCUGGCUAUACGUGUUGCGGGCAGGGUGGGCGAGAGGUUUGGCGAUGUGCAGGUCCCGGCGACUGCUGAGGAGGAAGGAGAUAUUGAUAUGUUGGACUUACAGACGCAGGGGAGGAAGAAACUUGAUGCUGUUCUUGCAGGGUGGUGAUCAGGCUGGGCAAGGACUAUGCUUACCGCGGCGUAGCGGUGUGCUUCCGCUCGGAGAGAAUCUGGGAAGGGGCAGCCAUCAAUGACUGCAGCGCUGGCUCAAAGGCAGUCACGCGUUGGUGUGCACUCGUUUUUAGUUCGACCGGCCCAGGACUCCACGACACGAACUAUCGCUACAUCCAAUAUCGCCAACUAUUGCUACCCUUGUGGCUCACAAUCGCUUCUAGUAGUCAUGCGUCCCGCUCGCAACACAUCGCCGAUGGCGAACCCCACAACCACAUUCAGAUUGCCAUCGGGAGCGACGACUGCGGUCAGGCGAAGAGAGCACUCAAGACGAACCGGUGCCUCGCCGUAUGGGAUCGGUACCGGACGCCCUGUAGGGUUGCGUAGACCCCGAGUACAUCAUACGAUCAGCGUCCCUGCCGCUCUCGUAAUCUUUGACCGCAAGGUCUACUUGGCGAGCCGAAAGCGUCUAUUCAGGGCACGCAUAAUGCACAAAGAACAGCGCAGUCGAAGCUCCAGUCAACUUAGUAGGACCGUUGUCCCAGAGCAGAUCACCUCUGGCACUCCCAGCUCCUCCAAGACGUCCGGCGUGCCUCUCGAUGACAUCCGCAAGGCUCUCCCGAUGACCAGGGUCAGCAACGAUUCAGACUCGUCCUCGUCCAAUGCGUCAAUGGAGACCAUGAAAACUAAGAGGCAACACCCGUCGAGACGCCGUUCACAGUCCACCUCUCGUCCUCGGUCAAAAUCUGAGCUCGGUCCGUACGGAUUCGCCGAGACCGAGAGCGUCACCAGACAAAAGUCGCGUUAGGAACCGCACUCAGAUGAGCAAGGGAUUUACCGUUUGAAUAGGGAUCUCGUCACAGCGAGCAUAAGGCUCUCAUUGCCCCCAAAUCUGCCGAACGAAAAGUUCAAGCUGUAUCUGGACCA
Molecule: messenger RNA, 1081 nt
Organism: Didymella exigua CBS 183.55
Lineage: Eukaryota; Fungi; Ascomycota; Dothideomycetes; Pleosporales; Didymellaceae
Exons: 2
Coding region: 234-962 (242 amino acids)
Source: RefSeq, a predicted model, not a curated record